AGUGUACUCGCCCCUUGCAUUGUACCGUUAGCUUAGCGUGAACAGUGUAGUUUUGGCUAACUAGCAGUGCUCCAUUGCGAAUUUGUACGUUUUCAUCUAUCUAAUAUCAAUACCUACCGCGCUACACAAUCGACUGCAUACUACUUCACUAAUCGCUGACUAACACGUUAACUAAGCCAUUUCAACCAGCUAGUUUAGACUAACCUUAGCUGUCAAAACGGCGUAUGGCAAAAAAUUCUAGCUAGCAAGCUUGGUGAAAAUGUGAGGUAGCUAUAUAUAGCGUCAAGUUAGGUAACAACUGGUGAAUAUUUCAUGGCUGUUCUAAUGAACGGAUUUUUUGUUGUUGAAAUUUUGAGAUGUUACAUAACACGUAACGUUAUGUAAUAUAACCACUGAAAUUAAUUGUUCAAAACGUACACGUUUUAUAUUCGACAAGGAACUACUGAAAAGUUACUUGAUGCUCGGAGGUCCGUUUACGUCAGCCCACACACGCAAGAGGAAGUAUGUGCAGUUCUGGAAAUCCCACUUGUCUUUUUAGAGCGGCCUUGUUUUUCCAAAACAAAUAUCCUUACUGAGUGAAAAGAUCGAGUCGCUAAUUUGCCACGACGGAUUGUAUGUGCUAAAGUGUCUGCGUUCUUCAUCCAGCAGUAACUAAGUUAGCUAGCUACAUAACUAAACAAACACAAAUCAUGCCUUCCGUCGAUCGGUCAAUGAGUCGGAGCCCCGAGCCUAGACAUGUCCACAGACGAAGUGGUCGAUCCCGGAGUCGUGACUUGAGUCCAGCGGACCGACCAAACAAAAAACAUGAUGGAAGUUCCAUCAACGAUCGACUUCUGCGAUUAUGCGAUUCCAAGGCGGGACAAGGCACUGGUGUUUAUAGGAGGAAUAACCAGAGUCGUUCUAGGUCCAGAUCCAGGUCCAGGGAUAGAGCAACCAGCACGAGCCGAAGGAAUGAGAAACACGGCCAUGGAUCUCGUUUUGCGCAAUAUGACAGACAGGAUAAUUCCUACUGGCAUGCGAGAGAAGAUCCCUUUAUGGCCAGACGGCUACAAGAACGAGAGAAAAUUGGGGAAUUGGGCUCACCUGAAGUGUGGAGCUGUUCGCCAAGAGUAAGAGAUCCAGAUUCUGAUGAGCAUACCCCUGUGGAGGAAGAUGUGAAUAAAGGCAAAUCAAGUUCAAGUUCUGGAGAAGAAAAGAAGAAGAAACACAAGAAGAAAAAGCGUAAGAAGAAGCACAGAAAGCAUUCAGAGGACAGUGAAUCUGACAGCGACUCUGAGGAGGAAGAAGUUAAGAAGAAGGAAAAGAAGAAGAAGAAAAAAAAGAAGAAGUCAAAGAAGAAGAAGAGCAAGAAGAACCGUAAACAGUCCAGUGAUUCAAGCAGUGACCAAAGUGAGCAGGAGGAGGACCCAAGUGGAGAGCUGUGGGUAGAGAGAGUGUGUGAUGGUCCACAGAUUGUGGGCCCCGAGGUUCCCCUCACCCAUCUGUCCCAGGAAGGCAGGCUUACAGAUUUUGGACAUGCACUGUUGCCAGGUGAAGGUGCAGCCAUGGCUGAGUAUGUGAAAGCUGGCAAACGUAUCCCUAGAAGAGGUGAAAUUGGGCUGACCAGCGAUGAGAUUGCUGACUUUGAGAAGUCUGGCUUUGUGAUGAGUGGUAGCAGGCAUCGGCGCAUGGAGGCUGUGCGUCUGAGGAAGGAAAACCAGAUCUAUAGUGCAGACGAGAAGAGAGCAUUGGCGUCUUUUAAUCUGGAGGAGCGCAGGAAGAGGGAGACCAAGAUCCUGUCCAGUUUCCGUGAGAUGGUGUACAGGAAAACUAAAGGCGGUGACAAGCCAUAGACCAUACAACCCAACUUUAAAUAUUAAAUAUGUGAAUUUGGGAUUCAAGGUUUUGACAAAAAUAUUUUUUGGACAUGGAAUAUAUGUUUUUUAAGCUUUGUUCAUGUUAUGAAAUUUCUGAAGUAUCUUGAUACUUUUGUAAACCUUUUUUGUGAACUAAGGUGUUAGGUUUGUAUUACAUUUGUAAUUUUAAUGACAAUAAUCCAAUUCUAAACUUGGUAAAUGAGGUCAAAUUAAAAUUGUGUAAACUGCUUAAGCUAUUUCAAAAUCGCAUGGAGACCAUUGUAUAUAAUUCUGCUUAUUAAAAUGAUUAAAAGCAAGCUUCUGUAAUAAUCACUUUGCACCACUGGGCUGUUUGAACACAUCUCAGUAUUGUUCCUUUAUUUUGAAGAACAUUCAGGCUUUAAAGUGUUUUAGUCUUCAGUAGUGUUAAAAUUGGCACACGCCGAGCUCUGUAUCUGUAGUUUUUUCAAAAAUAAAUUUUCCAAAUGAGUUCUAAAAAUA
Molecule: messenger RNA, 2336 nt
Organism: Anguilla rostrata (American eel)
Lineage: Eukaryota; Metazoa; Chordata; Actinopteri; Anguilliformes; Anguillidae
Gene: nkap
Product: NFKB activating protein
Exons: 8
Coding region: 690-1832 (380 amino acids)
Biological process (GO): regulation of gene expression
Cellular component (GO): nucleus
Molecular function (GO): chromatin binding
Source: RefSeq, a predicted model, not a curated record